Molecule: messenger RNA, 2170 nt
Organism: Gymnogyps californianus (California condor)
Lineage: Eukaryota; Metazoa; Chordata; Aves; Accipitriformes; Cathartidae
Gene: SLC66A1
Product: solute carrier family 66 member 1
Exons: 8
Coding region: 375-1295 (306 amino acids)
Source: RefSeq, a predicted model, not a curated record
GCCAAAACAAAAAGAACCAGCAAGCUUCUGAAAAAGCAGCAGGUUUGCAAAAACAACCAGCAGUUUCCCCCCCAAAGCAGCAGAUUUGCAAAAAAAAAAAAAAUCCCGGCAACUUCCCGAAAAAGCAGCUGAUUGGGAAGAAAAGCGGCAAGUUUCCGAAGAAAACAGCAGAUUUGCGAAGGAAGCCCAGCAAGUUUCUGAAGAAGCAGUGGAGUUGCCAAAAAACCCCAAACCCAAGUUUCUGAAAAAGCAGUGGGUUUCCAAAGAAAAAUAAAGCAAAUUUCCAAACCGCCGUCGGCAAGCGAGCGUUAUCCCAACAGUUUUGCUGCUGGACGCUGAUAAACGUUCCUCCUUCGAGCUGAGCACCGGAGGCCAUGGAUGCACGGCGCUGGAGGGGUCUCCUGCCCGGGAAUCUUUCCGACUGUCCCAACGGCUCCCGCUGGGUGAUGGACGUGUUCAACGAAUGUGCUCAGGACGGCCGGGACAUCGCCAGCAUCGUCCUGGGUCUGGUUUCCAUCUUCUGCUUUGCGGCUGCGUCUUUUCCGCAGUUUUACCAAGCCUGCAAAACGGGCAUCAUGGACCGGGCUCUCUCCAUCUAUUUCCUGCUGGGGUGGCUGGGUGGAGACCUCCUAAACCUCAUCGGUUCCUUCCUGGCCGAUCAGUUGCCGCUGCAGGUUUACACAGCUGUUUACUACGUGCUGGCAGACCUGGUGAUGCUCUCUCUCUACUGCUACUACAAAGUGAAGAACCGGGGCGGAGGAUUCGCUGCCCUGAUCAACGCAGCCUUCGUCUUCCUUUCCCUGGGGACGGUGUUGACCGUCUCCUUCCUGGGCAGAGGUGCUGCCGUGGCGCAGGACCCGGCGACGUUUAAAGGGAGGUCUCUGCUGUCCGCUCGCGUGGAUGAGCUUGUGUCAAAGCCUUUCACCAGGAGCGAGAUCAUUGGCUUCACCGUCGGCUCCGUCUCCUCCGUGCUCUACCUGUGCUCCCGAGUCCCCCAGAUCUACACUAACUACAAGAGGAAAUCCACCAUCGGGGUCUCCUACUCCCUCUUUGCCCUGGUGAUGCUGGGGAACUCGCUCUAUGGCCUCAGCAUCCUCCUGAAGAACCCCGAGCCGGGGCAAGGCGAAGGCGACUACGUCCUGCACCACCUCCCCUGGCUGGUGGGCAGCCUGGGCGUCCUUUCCCUCGACGUGGUUAUCUCCUUCCAGUUCCUUGCUUAUCGGAGAGGCAGACCCGGUACCCGCGAAGAGAGGGAUGCUCUUCUCGGCGAGCAGGGUGACGGCUUGGAGAGCUGACGAAGGGACCUGCCCCGGAGCGAGAACAGGAUGAUGCAGACGAGAAAGCAGGCUUUAACGCCGGGCAAACCGGCCCCUCCAUCCUGGCGGCUCUUGGGAGAAGAGGACCUGAGCCCGUGGGUGACAUGUUGUGCUGCUAAGACGCUAAGGCCAGCCAGGUGGCAGAGGAUGCUGCUGAGAGACCUCGUGCCUCUUCCAUACCAGUGACGCUAUUGGGAUAAACAGGGAAUUAUUUGAUACCUCAAAAGGUCGCUCUUUGCCGCUCCACAGCUGAGCCCGGUCACUUCUGCUUUACCUGCUGUCUCUCAAGGGUGAUCUGGAGCUUCCCCGGUACUGGUAAACAUGAGAAGAGCCAAAGGGGCUGCGGGAAGGGGACAGAGAUGACCGACCCGCCGUGAACACGAGCAACCCUUACCUCUGUGGGCCUCACGUCUCCACCACUGAGCUCCUUCUGGAAGAUACGGCAGCGGCUGGAACCAGUUCAGAAGGAAGGAGCAGCGUAACCAAAGUGUUUCGGUCCACACAUACCUAUUUUAAUUAGCACGGCUCACCCGUCUAUAAAACAAGUCCUUGCCCCACGUGCCUCCUUUGGUUUUAUUUUGCCGGUUCCUCUGGCAGCUCCUGCCUCUUUCUUAAUGCAUCUCAUAGUCCCCGUUUCUCUGACAUCUCAUUUUUUGCCUCACCCACAUUUUAAUUUCUUGGGGAAGUUACUUCAUCACUUUCUGGUUAGCUGCGGAGGCAGUUACCCAGGCAGAAGGUGCUGCCUCUCUGCUGGGUCUGGUUUUUCGGUCCUGCCCUCUCUUGUUGAUGAAUUUAUCCCCAACACUGACGAAUUUAUCCCCCUCUCGGGGCCCUGCACACCAGCACGGUGCCUC